This is a messenger RNA of Electrophorus electricus (electric eel), 2858 nucleotides long. It is a transcript of the gene slc9d1, whose product is annotated as solute carrier family 9 member D1. The record is from RefSeq and is a predicted model, not a curated record. Lineage: Eukaryota; Metazoa; Chordata; Actinopteri; Gymnotiformes; Gymnotidae. Gene Ontology annotation, biological process: potassium ion transmembrane transport; proton transmembrane transport. Gene Ontology annotation, cellular component: membrane. Gene Ontology annotation, molecular function: potassium:proton antiporter activity.
AGGAGUGGCAACACAAGAGCCCGAUUGUUUUCUUCAUGUACUGAGGAUUUCAGGUUUGCGCAGACAACGUCGAAUUCCUCAAGUUGAAACGACAGCUGACUGGAUGCAAACCUUGUGUACGCUGCUCUGCCUGGGCAUUGUGGGGGCUAUGCACCCGGGCGACCAGGUGGCCCAACAUGCCAUCAAGCUGCACCGUGGCCAGGGAGCAGCUGCCAACCACGGCCUCCGGUGGGUGUCGGAGAACUGCCGCCGGCUUGCAGGCCUCCUGCGGCAGAAGAACGCCGCUGUGCGGAAGCUGGGGGCGGCCGCGGCAGCAGCAGGGCGAGACCGGGCGCUCUCAGAUGCAGAGCGGCUCUUCCAGGUGCACACGCUGGAGGUGUUCCAGAGGGAGCUGAACGAAAGUGAGAGAUCCGUGUUCCAAGCCAUGCUUGGACUGCAGCGCGUGCUCAAAGGUGACUUCAGGGAUGUGGUGAACAUGAAAGAGAGCAGCCGCCAGAGGCUGGAAGCACUACGGGAGGCUGCCAUUAAAGAGGAGCAGGAGUAUGUGGAGCUGGUCGCGGCCGAGAAGCACCAGCAGGAAGCACUGAAGGUGGCACAGGACCAGAACAAGACCCUCUCCAUGCUGGACGAGAUCCUCGAGGAUGUGCGGAGGGCUGCUGACCGCCUGGAGGAGGAGAUCGAAGAUCACGUCUUUGACAACAACAAGCAGAUGAAGGGUGUUAAUGUGGAGGCAGUCCUGAGAGUAGAGGAGGAUGAAGAGGAUAGUAAGAGGAGGAAUGUGUCACGGCUGGUGGCAGAGAGUGACCUGGGACUGAGCAUGCUCAUUGACUCCCAGAACAACCAGUACGUCCUCACCAAGCCCCGGGACUCCACCAUUCCUCGCGCUGACCACCACUUCAUUAAGGAUCUGGUUUCGGUGGUCAUGCUUUCUCUGCCUUGUGGCUGGCUGUGUACUCUAAUGGAACUGCCUCCUAUGUUUGGGUACAUAGUUUGUGGGGUUCUCCUAGGUCCCUCAGGACUCAACAGCAUUCAGUCCAUGGUUCAGGUAGAGACACUGGGGGAGCUGGGUGUGUUUUUCACCCUCUUCAUGGUUGGCCUUGAGUUCUCACCUGAACGACUCCACAAGGUCUGGAAAAUCUCUGUCCAAGGCUCUGGCUACCUUAGCUUCCUCAUGGUGGGAGCAGGGCUUCUGUGGGGACAAAUGUUUAGGCUCCACCCCACUCAGACUGUCUUCAUUUCCAGUUGUCUAUCACUGUCCAGCACUCCUCUUGUGUCACGGUUUCUGUCUGGUGGGACAAGGGGAGAUAAAGAAGGUGAACUGGACUAUAGCAGUGUCCUGCUAGGAAUGCUGGUAAUGCAGGAUGUUCAGCUGGGUCUGUUCAUCGCUGUCAUGCCAACUCUUAUCCAAGCAAGCAAUGGAGACAUAGACAGUGCUCUGAUUGGAGGCUUACAUGUUCUGGUGCUGCUGGCUCAAGUACUAGUCUCCCUUGCUGUUGUACUGCUGCUCUGCUGGCUCCUCAGAGCUCAUCUGAUUGGUCCAUUCUACAGAAAGCUACAUGCUGAGAGCAAAGGGAACAAAGAGAUACUUGUGUUGGGGACAACAGCAUUUGUGUUCUUAAUGCUGACAGUGACAGAAUUACUGGAUAUUUCCAUGGAGCUAGGCUGUUUCCUUGCUGGAGCUGUCCUUUCCUCACAAGGUUCCAUGGUCACCAGUGAGGUCACAAGCUGUGUUGAGCCAAUCAGAGACUUCCUGGCAAUUAUCUUCUUUGCAUCUAUUGGGCUGCACGUGUUCCCAACUUUUGUCCUUUAUGAGCUGACCAUCCUUCUGGUGUUAACCUUGACACUGGUGGUCAUGAAGUUUGUCAUGGCAAUGCUGGUGCUGUCAACCAUCCUUCCCCCCGGCUCCCGCCACAUUCGUUGGCUGGUAUCAGCUGGCCUGGCACAAGUCAGUGAGUUCUCCUUUGUCCUGGGCAGCCGUGCCCGCAGAGCUGGCAUUAUCUCUCGAGAGGUGUACCUGCUUGUUCUCAGCGUCACCACAUUAAGUCUGCUGUUAGCACCGGUACUAUGGAGAGCUGCUACUCUUAAAUGCAUUCCUAGGAAUGAGAAAAGACAGGUCACCUGACCCACCCUCGGUGUUGAGGAGGCCUACCUCUGUACUACUGUGGAAAGCUGUGGUAUAGCAAGGGCUGUGAAGUGAGGUCUUUGGGCAUUGACGCACAGAAACUGUAUCGCAAUAGAUCAAUACACUAUGAGGUAUUGAUCCCUCUGGGAUUAUGGAACCCUGCUGCAUCACGCAUUCUAGAAUCAUGGUGUGUAAGAGCAUUUUUCCUCCUUCUGCUAUGGGGCAUGUUUAGAGCUCUGACCAGUUGAGUGCACAAAAGGACAAAGGAUGACCCAGACUUCCAUAUCUGUGUCUGCAUUGUGGCUUGAGCGCAUAAUCUUUAAUAUUGUAUAAAGAUCUCUAUUUAUUCCUGUAGAUUUGCAAGCUACUCUACUCAUACUAGGAAGCGCCUAAACGUGCCUUGAUAUCAGCUGAUGUCAGCCAAUGCCAAGAUACACACUAGCAAAUAACCUGGCUGAAAUCACAUGAGGCAUGUACGUACGAGUGGGCAUAAUGCAUACUCGUUCUUUCAGUGGCAUCAGUCUUUGAAAUCUCCGAAUUGAUUUUUGCACAUGUAGUUUGCACAUUCUUGUAGACUGUUAUAAAGAUCAUGAAGGAAUGAAACUGCAAUGGAGGAAAAGUGCAUAGUUAAUGUCAAACACAUUCCAGUCCUCUAAUGUAAAGAACGUGGCCACUUUUAGGAGUGGCAGUGUUUAAUUUUCUUGAAUGUCAAAUAAAUUAUUUUUCAAAAUCUGUA